GAAGUUCUCUUUAAAUUUUAAUUCACUUUUCAGAUCUUCCAAAACAUUUUUUAAAUCGGCAUAAUAACUGCAAGUUUCUAAAAAUAGCUGGAAACCAGUUUGGAACGCUAUGAUUUUAGUCAGUCCAGUGUAACCAAUUAUCGUGUUUUGCGGCAUUGUUGUCCUACCCCGAAUUAAAGUUCAGUCCGUCCAUAGUGGAAGUGAUGGUCUUUCUCUGUGUUAGGACUAGUGCUGUCAUUUUUAUACUGUUACAAAGUGUACCUAUCCCAUACUCUUCUGCGGACACCAAAGUAACAAGGCAUAUAAAAAUCUAUGAUGUGCGAUUCAAUGAUCCUAAAGUGCUGGAGACACCUGAGGUUUCAGUCCCCUCAUUCUUCAAGACUCGAUUUCACGUUAACAAUGGCGUACAAGAACUGAGACUGACGAGAAAUUCUGGGAUCCGCCCAGAAUCAGCGGACUGUAUUAUUCAAUCAGGGAAAUGCAAACCCACGAAACAGGUUUUGUCCUUCUAUCAAGAUUUGAACAACGGAGCUGCUUUUCAAAUCACCUGUUCGGACAAAAUCUGCAAAGAGUUUUCUCUGCGCGGGACAUUCAUAUCUAAAAACUCAAUGUACUUUAUGGAGCCUUUGAAAAAAUCACAUAAAUACAAAAUAAAGAAACUGUCUGGAGCAAACCAUCCCAAAACGGACUAUUUCGAAUCAGAUGAUGUAAAGUUUGUUCCCAGACGAGGCAGACAUAAGCGUGCUGCAGGUAUUUUCGAAGUAGAAUUGCUGGUAGUCACCGAUUCCUCCGUGUUCGAAUACUGGAGGAACUUUCUUGGUUCUGGCGCCGGUGAUGCGGAAGUGGAGAAUUUCAUCCGAACAGUCGCGGCAUUUACUGUGAACGGGAUGGAUGUCCGGUAUGGGAGCAUCAACACAGAAUCGUACCAGAUCAGGAUAGUUUAUGUAGGAAUCUACAUGGCAAAGACUUCGUCAGACUCACCGUGGUCAAGUACCCUCCAGGCUAAUGGACGACUGGACGCUGACCAAGUUCUUCAGGCCUUCUCGCAGUGGAUAACCACAAACAGGGAUAAGCUGCCAAAACAUGACCACGCAAUGGCCUUCACUCAGUAUAACAUUAUAAAAGGCAUGGGCUCCCUAGAUAACGAUAUAGCUGGUUAUGCCUACCAAGGACAAAUAUGUCAAGAUAAAAGUCAGUCCGUUGUAGAGGAAAACUUGAACUUCAUAAUGCACACAGUGGCUGCUCAUGAAUUGGGACACAGUCUAGGGGCUAGGCAUGAUGGUUUUGAGAACACUUGUUCCCGACAAAGCCAUUUUAUUAUGGAGGCCACCAGCUCAGCAGUAGGCGGAUCAAAGGCUAGACACCCCUGGCUGUUCUCUAGCUGUUCCAAGCAAGAAAUGGGAAAUCUUCUAAGUAGUAUAGAUGCGACUGCAAGUAAUUGUUUAAAGAGAGUUGACCACACGGGAACAGUUCCCAAUCUCGCAGAUUUUGUCAACCUGAAGAUAGGACAGCAAAUUUCAAUUCAUGAACAGUGUAUACAUGCCAUGGGGAAUUCCCAAUCAUAUGCUUGUCUAGACAACUUUAAUGGUGAUUUUUCUACAGUCUGCACUGGACUAUGGUGUUUUAACCCCAACACUGGUAAUUCUUGUAACUUGGUGGUUCCGUUAGAUUAUACCACCUGUGGCUCUGGUAAAUGGUGUAAUCAAGGAGAAUGCAAAGCAGACAACUCAGCUCCAAAAGAACCUGAAAAUUGUUUAUAUGGCAAUUACUAUGGUGCAAAUUGUACAGGGAUUGCAUCUAAUCCUGCUGUCUGCUACGCUGGAUAUGCAGUACGGUGCUGCCACAGUUGUAAUGCCGUCAGCACUGGGGACCCUGGAUGUGAAUAUGGUGACAGACAACAAGCAUGCACAAGUAUAACCAAUGGAGCACCUUGUUAUUCCAGCAACACGGAGGUUCAGUGUUGUGCAACAUGUGCAGCGUACAAAACAAAAAUCCAGUCUUGUAAGUACGGGGACCAGAGAAACUGCUCUGCUCUGACCUUCCCGGGGGACUGCUAUGGUUCAUUUUCUGACGGAAGUGCAGCGCGGAAUGUAUGCUGCGAGACCUGUCACAACUAUGAAACUGGAAUCCAAGACUGUCUGUAUGGAGAUAGAGUGUUAGACUGCCGGUCUAAUGAGUGUGCCACGUAUGAAAACGCUGGGGUCCUGAAGGACUGUUGCGAGACUUGUAAAUUCUAUGUGGUUUCCACACCAGCACCAGCAAAGAACAGCACUGCACUGCCAACUUGGGUGAUACCAGUAGCAGCAGGUGGUGGCGGUGGUUUGUUGCUUAUCAUCGUAAUUAUUGUUGCAUGUUGCUGUUGCCGUAAAAGUCCAAGUGAAAAGGCUGCUUUAAAAUAUCAACAACAAAUGCCAAAGAGUAAUGUUCCCAGACAGCAAAACAGACUUCAUCAACCAGAUCCCCGCUAUAAAAGUGAAAUACGACAACCACAGAGGACGGAGUAUAUGGGGCCAAUCAGACCUGGUGAAGAUUAUACCCAGCAUGCCUAUGAGAGCCCCCUCCCUUCAGUUCAACAUCAGACGAGUACGGGACCCAGUCGCCAGAUGUCAACGAAGUCCCAUAUUUAUAUGGAGUUAGAGCCUGACCCCAACAUUACUGUUAACUCCGGAUAUGUUGUCUCUAGUAAGGACUUUCUUAGUUUGAGUUUUGAAAUGGCUUCAGGUGAAACCAUGGCAGAAUCCACCAAAGAUUCACCAGAGGUUACACCUGCUGUAAGACACCUAGAAGUGGUAGAUUCUGGGGAUGAUCCCCUAAGCAGGCAAACUGUUCCUACCCCUCCUCAAGAAUUAAGCAGCCCAUCUCCUUCCAUUGUUCCUGAUUUUAAUGCCAUGUAUUUGGGCAGUGCAGUAUUAGAUAGGCGAUAUCCACCCCAAUUUGUCAUGCCUUGGGUCAUGGCAGAGGUCAAACGUCGAAAGUCUGCUUUCCAGGAAGUGACCUUAAAGGUCAAGGAGCAUGUGCUGCAUGCCAAAAAGUUCAACACUGAAGCUGUAAUGUUUGAGCACAAACUGACAUGUAUGACCAGAUUUGCUAAAACACAUCAGGAUCCACGGUGUUUUGCAUAUCUUAGUAGACAGAAUUUGUACUGUGAUUAUGAGUGCCAUGUUUUUCUUGCUCAUGAUGAAGGAAUGGUCCCAGAGUUAUUCAGCUCCAUCCAGGAAGCCACAAGGAGAGACCUAUUUGUUGAUAUGGGCGAGAGCAAAAUGAAUGAGCCCGCUAAAGCUUUCUACGAAGUCCUGUACCUAGGAAAGGCCAAACUCAACACUAAAAAGAUUAACUGUGAUCAAGUAGACAGAAUGUGCAAUCGUUUAGAAAAACAGAAACAGGACCGAAAACAGAAACAAAGAGAAACAGAAAUGGAGAGAAAGCGACACGGGAGUGGGGUCAGUGUUAAAAGUCUGCCCACCAAUCUGGAGACGGCCGUGACCGUCACGGAAAACGAGUUGGAAAAGCAGAUCCUAAGCUCGGGGCCACAAGUAGAAAGUCCGAGUAACAGUACGGACGAGUUCAGCUCGACGGAGAAUGUACUGGAGAAUUCCUCAGGGAGUCUGGCUAAUUCCUUCGGUCUGUACUAUUCGGACAAUUCCAAAGAGGACUUGAGCGAGUGUUCGAAUGCAGGAGGGACUGGGGAGGGCAACACUAAAGACCAGCGCGUACAAUUCUCUGAACCUCUGGACAGUGCUAGUGAUAUUUCUAGUGAGCCUAAUAGGGCUAUGCUUUUCAGACUGGGCGGUAGUGAAAUUUCACUGAUCAGUUUGGACAAAAAACAUACUAUACUUGAAAAAAAGUUCAAGGACAUUGCUUCUGUUUCACAGGGCAAAGAAAAAUCGGAUACUUUCGGAUUCAUUGCCAGAGAGAAAGGAAAUGUGUUUGUGUGUUACCUGAUGAAAUGUCACAGUUUCAGCAUUGUAGACGAGAUAAUGAUGGUUUUGAGAUCGGCUUUCCGGAGCGCUUAUGAGCAGCGGCAGCAGAUCUGUAUCAUGUGUCCCCUGCAUCAACUCCAUCGCCUGUGUCAGGAAAUCAAUGGUUUGGAUCCUCAGGAAGCCCACAAACGUUUGAUGGAAUGUGUUAAUAAUCUGCAAGAAAAAGACUCUGCCCCAAUUCAUACUGUUCUCAAGGCUGAGAAUCCACAGAGUUAUGAAGAAAUAGUUGAGGUGCUGAUGAUAGAACUGAGAAAACUGUGUGAAGCCAAACAACAGGACCAUUCCCAUAUCUCUGAUCCCAACAAACCUCACUUUAAACAAGAGUUUAGCCUGUUUGAGAAUCGCCGCUCAAGUGUGGGGGCUGCUGCGCUGAACUUUAAGAAGAGUUUAACCAGUUCUUUUGAAAAUUUCAUGGCUAAAGUACCGCACAAAAAACCAAAUGAAACAAUAGAGCGCUUUAGACAUCGCAGUGGCACUGCUGAAAGUGGACAAAGAAAGCCAAAUGAAGCAAGAGAAAGAUUUCGGCAUCGGAGUGGAACAACUGAAAGUGAAAGUAGCUUCUCAAAGUCUAUGGAUUCCUCCCUAUGCUCUACCCCUGAGGCCUCCCCCAUGCCCUCCCCAGCAGCUGUUAAGGAGGUCCACUUCAGCUUUCCUAGUCCUCCAUCAUCUCCAAAAUCUCGUCCUCGGAGUUCCACGGAGGGGGCUGUUCCGGAUCCUGAUCGGGUGUCCAAGUUAACGAACAUAACAAAUUUAGACAGGGCUUCUGAUUUCAGGGAACAAUCUGGCCGCAGAGCUAGUAUGAAUAGUCCCAUGAAACAGAUGUUUUUACUGACAGAAGGAGGGGGAUCACCUGGCAGUCUGUCAAAACGCCGACAGAGUGCAUCACCAAGUCUUCAGUCAGGGAACGGGGAAACCCCAGUAUCUGGCAGGCGAGGGUCCUGGAGACAGACAAUAUUCAACAGAGUUGUUACUCCCGCCAGAGCUGCUGACAAACCCCCAACUGUGUUAGAAAAAUCUGAGACUGAGAGUCCAAAAGCUGAAAAAACAAGAAGUCCUGAAGAACUGAGGGCUCUAUGGAAGAAAGCCAUUCAGCAAACAGUGCUACUUCUGAAGAUAGAGAAGGAAAAACAGGACAUUAAAAAAGUGUUUGUGCUGUGGGGAAAAAAAUCUUUGAAAGUUUUCCCAGGUAAGGCAAUCAAUCCUUUAGGCAUGAUGGGGAAUUCUGUUAUGCAUGAAAGCUGUGUUCAACAAGGUGUUCCCAAGACACAUCGAGGUGACAUCUGGUGGCUGCUGACUGAACAACACAAGCUUCAGUUCCCUGAGAUAGAGAACCAGACCCCUCAGAAGUCCUACACUGAACUGCUGAAGGACCUGACAGAGUACAUGCACAACAUACUCAUAGACUUAGGUCGUACAUUCCCUGGUCACCCCUACUUCGCCACACAGCUGGGUCCUGGACAGCUGGCCCUGUAUAAUCUAUUGAAGGCCUACAGCCUCCUGGAUAAGGAAGUGGGAUAUUGUCAAGGACUUAGCUUUAUAGCUGGGAUAUUACUAAUGCAUAUGGAGGAGGAGCAUGCUUUUGAGACUCUGAGACACAUGAUGUUUAACCUUGGUCUCAGGAGACAGUUCCAGCCCAACAUGAUGCCAUUACAGGUGCAGCUGUACCAGUUGACAAGAUUAAUCUUUGACAACUACAAGGACCUCCAUGACCAUUUUGAGGAACACGAGAUUGCUCCUAAUCUGUAUGCUGCUCCCUGGUUCCUUACCUUGUUUGCUUCUCAGUUUCCUUUAGGCUUUGUUGCUAGAGUCUUUGAUCUGCUGCUGGUUCAGGGGGUGGAGAUUCUGCUGAAGGUGGCGCUGGUGUUGCUAGGUAACCACAAGGAGUUGAUUCUGCAGUGUGAUUCCUUUGAAUCAAUCGUGGAAUUCAUCAAAACUACUCUUCCUGAGAUGGGAGUCAUUCAGAUGGAAAGAGUCAUUAAUCAGGUAUUUGAGUUGGAUAUUAGUAAACAGCUUCAGGCCUAUGAGGUGGAGUAUCAUGUCUUACGUGAAGAGAUGCUCUUCUCUCCUCAAAGAGGAGACACGGACUUAAAUCACAAACUGGAAGAUGCUAAUCGCAAUCUGAAACAACAAAACAUGGAAUUGCUGGAGAAAAUCCAGCAUAUCCACAGUCACCAUAGGAGUCUGGAAAUAACCAUUCACAACUUACAAACAAACGAGUCCAAACUUAAAAGUCACAUAAAGACACUGGAGCUGGAGAGGAAAGCUCUGCUGAACGCCGUGACCAAGUUACGGUCCCUGAUUCCAGAUGACGAAUACUUAAAGUUGGACAUUUCACUCCCUCCCCUUUCUCCUAGUCUCUCAUCCUCACCCAUUCAUCAGCCCAACUCUACGAGUAAUUCCAUCCGAGGUGCUAUAAAGAAGGUGGUUGGAAAGAGCCUGAGUUCUCCUCUCUCAGAACUUGGCUCCAAACAGUUCCAGUUUGAGUGAUAAUGUCUGUGAUUGCCUGUAUUUAUUGAAUCAUAGGUUGAAAACCCCUGACUUAUAUAUAUGAUAUUUAAAAAUAGAUAUUUUGUUAAAGAUGUCUUUGGUAUAUGUAUUUACAGUGAAUGCUGUAAGCAUCCUUUGUUAUGAAUUGGAUACAAAUAAGAACAAGUUCAAUGCAACAAUUUUUGAAAUGGAUCAUAAGGUGUAGGUCAUGAAGGUUAUUGCCUUUUAAAUUAUACAUGACUGCUUUUAUUGCUUAAAAUACUCAACUGAAGUUGAAGGUUCCACAAACGAGAGAUUAAUACUCUGUAGGAUUGACUUACAUUGUAUGUCACAAUAAAGCCUGAUCUCUAUAACAAAGCAAUGCAAGUACAUGUACCCUAUUUACAUACAUGUACUGUACAAAUACACUAAUGUUUGAUAUAAGUGUGACCAAGUGUAAUAUACAUCUUUUAUUUCACAAACUGAAUAUUGUAGGAAAUUGUUACACUAUUGUACAAUUUUACAUCGGAUACACAUGGGAUGUAUAGCUGUGCAGCUAUAAGCUAACUCAGAUCCUGUUAUUGAGAAAGUAAUGUAAAUUUUUUGAAUAUUUAAAAUACUUUGAUAUAUAGUUCAUUAUUACCUUGAAAGCAUGAAAUCUUUUUUUGAUAGGACAACUUUCUUUAUUUGAAAGGGAAUUUAAAGCAUGUUUCGGGGAUUUUAAAUAGCGUCUAACCUGAAUUAAUUUCAUACUCACAAUGCCCAUUCUAUUUAGGUGUUACUAAGUAACAGCUAUAUACAAUCCACAAGAACCAGCUCUCUAAUUAUUCUGCCAAAAUUAAACACACCACUUUAGGGAGAAGAUAUUCAUAUGCCUUCAACAACAUCCUUUAAUAUAUUUCUCUAGUUCUCAGAAGAAAUGUUUUUUGAUUGGGUAAAGGGUUUGAUAUUGUUAGUCAGAUUUUUGCACAAUAACUUUUUUUGCAUUUAUGUUGUACUGAACCUCAUACCUUUGCCAUUAUUAUUUUUUUUUUUUUUGAGAUAGAAGGAAUAUGUGUGUAAAAGGUUGUAUUGUAGACAAUGAGAGAAUCUCAAUUAAUUUCUUCCAUCCACAAAGCAGAAUCCUCAGCUAUGUAUAGGCUUAGCCUUGUAGUAUUGCAAAACUUACUUUCUUAACUAAAGCUUUGAUCUUACUUUUAUGCAAGGUGAGAUUGAUUUUAAAAUCAGUAUUUUUUUUUCUUUUCCUUUCACAGCAUUGAUUGAUUUUAUAUAUCAGUAUUCUAAGAAUUUGCUGAGUGAGUGCAAUACAACUGAUCCAGUUUUAUUAUUGCUCGGCCUGGAAUCAAUAGGUAUUCAGACUAUGUCAGUGUGUAUGAUGCUAGGAUAGAAAGCUAGAUUUAGUGAGGUCCUCUCACACAAAAUGUGCUGUUUUAUGUGAUGUAAGUAUUUAAUUGAUCUUUCCCCUUAAACAAGAUUGAAAGGAAUUGGAACAAAUGGACAGAGCUAGUUUAAAUAAGUUCUGAUUGAAUGUCAGGUAUGAACUUUAAACAACUCUAAAAAAUUCACUUUUUCAGAAUAUGCACAACUAGUCAUUUUCACACUAGUGCUUAAAAGAUUUUUUUUUCAUUUUAGCAUCAUGAUCUGUACUUAAUAUAGUUAAUUUUGUAUGCUUGACAAAUUUUGUCUGGUACUAUUUUGCAAUGUACAUUUUUUGUCUGUUAAAAUUUCUUGCUUUUAAACAAAAUGUUUACAUUUUGUGUAUUUAUAGUGCUUUUACAUAUAAUUUGAAGGUAUAUUGGUUUGAACAAGUGAAUAGCUUCAUUCAGCCAAGACUGGGCUACAGCAUUUUAUAUUUUUUUUAUGACCUCUUAGUUGACUUCAGCCUUAGUACAAACAAAAAUCUUUGUCUUUUUGAAUGGAAUGUUUUGAAAUUAUGAAUAUAUAUUCAAUUUAACACUUUUUUCUUUGAGAAAAAAUAGAGUAGAACUUGUUUUUUUUUCAUUGAUUGAUAAAUUAUUUGAAAUAUAAACUUAAGGAAAAUUGAUAUCAAAUACCACCUCAGAUUAUGAGGAUAAAUGAGAAAAGGACUUUUCCUACUUCAUAUAAACAAUGAGAAAAAAAAACAUUGGUUAAAAAAUUCUUACUCCUUUUUGAUUAAACAAAAAUUGCUUGCAUUUCUUUGUGGCAUAUUGCCAGGCAAUCUGCCAAAAAGGAAAAACAAUUUUAUCUUCAAGAUUUAUGUCUGAUGUAUUCUGUGUUUAAUUUUCUGUAUUAUAAAUUUGUAAACACUACCAGCUGCACUGGAAAAUAGGUUUUAGUUUCUGAAAAAAUGGGUCAAGAACUUCUACUGUAUUUGAGAAUAAUGCAUGAAAGGCUGAAAUGUUUAUGAAGAGUGUGUCAGUGUCAAAGAAAUAAAAAAAGGUACCUGA
Messenger RNA from Saccostrea cuccullata (small rock oyster), 8875 nucleotides. Its product is annotated as TBC1 domain family member 4-like. The record is from RefSeq and is a predicted model, not a curated record. Gene Ontology annotation, biological process: proteolysis. Gene Ontology annotation, molecular function: metalloendopeptidase activity. The transcript has 41 exons. Bases 204 to 6467 code for a protein of 2087 amino acids. NCBI's taxonomy places the organism in Eukaryota, Metazoa, Mollusca, Bivalvia, Ostreida, Ostreidae.